AUGCUCUCCAUCCUCCUCUCAGCCGCCAUAAUCCUCCUCGGCCUCCGCAAAUCCACUUCCGCGCCCAUAUCCCGCAAACUCCUCCAAUCCUUCUCCGACCAGCAAAUCCUAACCGGAAUCGGCAUCCAAUCCGUCGGCCUCGCAAAGAUGAAAACCAUGGUGCCAUACCACUUCUUCAUCAUCUGGCUCCUCUCGCUGCUAUCCACCGCUACGAACCUCGCCACUUUACUCGCUCUGGUAAACGACUUCAAGAGAGACUGGGUGCUCCGAUGGAUCAGGCAGCUCCUGAUGCUCAUCAAUAUGUUCCUGGGGAUAUUAUCUGGCAUCUUCAUCCUGCAAACUGUAAUGAAGAACAUGGAACCCAGACUGCCGAUUGCCUGCGUAUGGCAGGUGGAAAGCAAAGGCACAAGCUCCAACGCCGCCCUCUCAAUCGCAGGCACCAUUGCCGUAAUCGCCGGCCAAGUCCUCACCUUUGGCUUCGCAACUUGGUACUUGCACAACCGCUCAAACCCAAAGUGGCUCAAGACUGUCCAAGUCAUCGGCCUCUUUGCCUGUCUCGCCAUGGGCGUCGGCGCUACGAUUCGCGUCGUCUUGGAAUCUCAGGCUUUUGGUACACCGCCGGAAUCUGUGCGUUUGGUUGGUCCGUCAGAAGGCAACUGGAGUUUUGGUCAACUGCUGCCAUUGUUGCUGUUGGCGCUGCCGGUGAUUAGUACGAUUGAGAUUGCGAGGGGGGAGGAGCUGAAGCCGAAGAGUAGGGUCGAUGAUGAUACUGUACCGCUGUUUGCGGGUGGGAACGACAUGGAGUUUCAGCCUAAUCCGCUGAUGGGGAGUGCGACGAAUUUGUUCAGGAAGUAA
This is a messenger RNA of Alternaria arborescens, 855 nucleotides long. RefSeq lists its product as hypothetical. Bases 1 to 855 code for a protein of 284 amino acids. The transcript has a single exon. The record is from RefSeq and is a predicted model, not a curated record. Lineage: Eukaryota; Fungi; Ascomycota; Dothideomycetes; Pleosporales; Pleosporaceae.